AUGCAGAGUCCAUCUGGGCCGCAAGCCCCUCCACGACGAGAGGUCAACCCACCCAACUCUCUUCGGACGCCAAGGUCGAACAAAUCUAUCUUCGUCCGGUCUAUCGAUAACCCCACGAUCGCGAGACAGUACACCGAACACAAUGCCAACACAACGGUCGCCCGUUUCUCUCCCUCCGGUUUCUACAUCGCCAGUGGUGAUGCCAGUGGUAUAGUCAGAGUCUGGGACUGUGUUGGUGACGGAAUCACAAAGGGCGACUACAGCAUUGUCAAUGGUCGAAUCAAUGAUCUGGCCUGGGACGGCGAUUCCCAGCGUAUUAUUGCCGUCGGCGAUGGAAAGCAGCGCUACGGACACUGCAUUACUUGGGACAGUGGAAAUACCGUCGGUGAGAUUAUGGGACACACGCAACAGAUCAACACCGUUUCGAUUAGACAACAAAGACCCCUGCGAGCAGCCGCUGGCGGUGACGACAUGGGGAUUGUCUUCUACCACGGAGCGCCGUUCAAGUUCAACAAUGCGAUCCGCGAGAAGCAUACCAACUACAUCUACGGAAAUGCCUUUAGCCCUGAUGGCUCUACUUUGGUCAGUGUCGGUGCGGACCGACGGGUCUGGCUUUACGAUGGCAAGACUGGUGAGGUCAAGAGCCAAAUUGGGGAGGGAGAGCAUAAGGGAAGCGUCUUUGGUGUCUCGUGGUCGGGCGAUUCGAAGAAAUUCGCGACAGCGAGCGCUGACAAGACCGUCAAGAUUUGGGACGCUGAGGCAGGCAAGGUUUCGCAGAGCUGGACUCUCGGAGAGGAUAUCAGAGACCACCAAGUUGGUGUGACUUGGCCCGCUGGCAGAAGCGACGGUCUGCUUAUCAGUUUGUCGCUGAGCGGUGAUCUCAAUUACCUUGUUGAAGGCACGCCUGAGCCCAGACAGGUUAUCCAAGGUCACCAGAAGAACAUCACUUCCUUGAACCAGUUUGGGUCCAACAGUGACAGUCAAACUCUGUGGACCGGCAGCUUCGACGGAAGAGUCUGCGGCUGGGAUGUCUCGAAGGGACUCGCCGAAGAAGCGGAGGGAGCUGGUCACACGGCGUAUAUCGCAGGCCUCGCACCCACCCAAGAGGGCGCUGGUAGAAUCUACAGUGUGGCUUGGGACGAUACCCUCCGGUCCGUUGACAUUGGCGCCAAAACAUACACCGGAAGCUCCUCUAAGCUAUCCGGCCAACCAAAGGGCGUUGCUGCCGGUAACUCGACCGUGCUGGUGGGAACCUCGGAAGGUGUUGAGAUUUACAACGAUGGAAGCAAGUCUGGGGAAUACAAACCCAAGUCGCCGGUCUCUGCUGUCGCGGCUCACGGAAGCGUGGCGGCUGUCGGCGGCGAAGAUACGUCUGUUCAGAUCUGCGACGUUUCUAGCACUAGCCUAUCUCCUAAGGCAGAUAUUAAGACCGGCAGGAACCCUGUGUCUGCAUUGACCUUCUCGAACGAUGGGUCGCUCCUGGCAGUUGGUGAUUCUCGUGGCCGCAUCCUUGUCUACAAGGUUGCUGAUGGCAGUUUGGUUACUGACCGCUGGACGGCGCACACUGCCCGAAUUACCUCCCUUGCCUGGGAUGAGAGUAACACUUAUGUGGUGAGUGGCUCUGUGGAUACCAACAUCUUCGUUUGGAGCUUGACCAGCCCUGGCGACUGGCUCCAGGUUACGAACGCUCACAAGGAGGGUGUAACCGGAGUGGCAUGGAUUGCCGGGUCAUCCAAGGUGGCUUCUGCUGGUGCUGAUGCUGCAGUGAAGUUACGCCAGGCGACCUUUGUCCUACCGAAGACUGGUCAGCGUCUAAGAGGCCUGGUCAAUUUGCGAAAUGCAUAUACCUCCCCCGGUUCCAGUGCGAAUUUUAAUUCGGAACUCGACGAACGACGCGGGCUUCUUUCCGGUGACAUCGCAUAUAAUAACGAAGGGGUUGUCUCGAAAACUCGUGCGAAAAUUCGGGAUGCUUGGCUUUUGGUCUACAAGUUUCUGUCUUCGGAGCUAGGGAUUGGCGUCUUGAAGUGCAGUCUGGCCUACCUACUGGGAUCUCUGGCGACUUUCAUUCCUGCAAUCGCGUCUUUCUUGGGCCAGCAGGAUGGAAAACAUGUCGUGGCUACUGUCACCGUCUACUUUCACCCAGCGAGGUCGCAGGGAAGCAUGUACAAGGCGUCAAUAUGUGCGUUCCUGGCCUUCCUCUACGCCGCCUUCGUCUCCAUCACGAGCAUGGGUGUCUCGAUGUUCUUCCAAGAUACGCUGCAUUUGCGCGCGCUCGGGCAUGCAUUAGUGCUCAUUGUGUUCUGUGGAGGUGGUCUUGGAUUCAUUGGAUGGACAAAGCAGAGAUUGGGUGAUCCGUUGGUCAAUGUUGCCUGCUCGUUGACUUCGCUUGCGACAAUCACGGUUCUGACCAAGGAGGGCGCCGUCCAGAGCGGCGACCUGUCACUUGCCAAAGUAUCCCAGGUCCUGAAAAUGGUCAUCUUAGGUGUGGGUGCUACCAUGGCUGUCUCGCUUUUAAUCUUCCCGGUUUCAGCCCGAAAGAAACUCCGGUCGAAUUUGACUACAGUUACCGAGUCGCUAGCGGUUAUGUCAGGGGUGCUUACGGAGAGUUUCCUAAGCGGGUCUGAGGAAGAGUUGCAGUCAGCUGAGUUCGUCAAUGCAGCUGCACGUCACAAACAGGCCUACAGCCAGCUUGAUAAUCUAGUGAAAGAAGCCAAGCUCGAGCACUAUGUCGCCGGCACGGAAAAGGAAUACAGACUCGAGAAGAAUGUCGUCCGUCUGGUGCAAGAUAUCACCCAUAAUAUGGGAGGUUUACGCAGUGCUGCUGUCCUGCAGUUCCAGCUUCUCAAACAAACUAGGCUUGGUGAAUCGAUGCAGCUCCGGAGUCCCGAGGGCGACUCAAGCGGGAACGGCCAACUACCCUUGCCAAGUCCAUGGAUAUUGCAUGAUGAGCGUCCCUUUCUGGGGCCUAUUGAUGAGAGAUCGGAGGAAGAAGUGUCUUCCCCUGGUAGCUCUCGUAAAAACCGAUCCAGUGUGAACUCGCUGGAUAGUUACCGUCUUCCACACGCUGACAUUUUUGCACUGUUCAUAAACCACUUGGGACCUUCUAUGCGCUCUCUCGCCUUUACAUACAUGGAGAUCUUCAAGGAAAUUCCUUUCGGUCCCGGGCCAGAUUACCGCGUUUGCAUCAACAGCAGAUUUCAUACGAGUCUUGACCGUGCACUCGAACUCUAUAAGGAAUCGAGAGAAAGCGCCCUCAAAUCCAUCUACCACCAAAAGGAGGUUCUGAAGAUACGAACCGUGGAGCUGUCAGCUGACCUUGAGGAAGUCUCUGCAAGUUGCGGCCAUUUUAGUUUUUCGCUCCUUUCGUUCGGUGAAGAGCUGCAAGAGCUCUUGGCAAUUCUGGAUGAAUUGCACCUCGAGGCUGUUGAGAGGCCCAGCGGACGGUCUUGGAACUGGCUGAAGUUCUGGCGUCGAGGACCCGAGACAAAUGAUGGAAAUGAACUUGAUACAGAACGGUUGGGCUAUCGCAUCUGGAAGUCCUUUGGGUUCUUCCGACGGGACGAUACAAAAUUUGCGAUCAAAGUCGGGACUGGUGCAGCCCUCUACGCCUUACCCUCGUUUGUUUCCUAUACUCGACCCUUAUACGCUCACUGGAGAGGCGAAUGGGGUUUGUUGUCCUACAUGUUGGUGUGUUCGAUGACCAUCGGCACCUCGAAUACCACCGGAUAUGCUCGAUCGUUCGGGACCUUUCUCGGGGCCGGCUGUGCCGUGGCAGCAUGGUACGCGACUUCCGGGAAUGUAUAUGGACUGGCAGUAUUGGGCCUGUUUAUGGCGACUUGGACGUCAUACUUAAACAUUGUCAAGAAACAAGGACCAAUGAGCCGAUACAUCAUGCUCACCUACAACCUUUCUGUUCUAUAUGCCUACUCACUGAUGCAGAAAGAGGCCCUCGACGAUGAUGACGAAGGAGGAGAUAACCCAGUCAUUACCGACAUUGUCCUUCAUCGCGUCGUUGCAGUCCUAUCCGGUUGCGCCUGGGGUGUCAUAAUCACACGAGUGAUCUGGCCUGUCAGUGCUCGAACGAAAUUGAAACACAAUCUGAGCUUGCUCUGGCUCCGGAUGAGUUUGAUCUGGAAGCGGGAUCCUUUGUCUACCAUGGCUAUGGAACGAAGGUUGGAAGCAUAUAUGAGUCCGCGAGAGAAGUUGGAGAUUGAGCGAUUCCAGUCUCAUCUGGAAUCUCUUCAAGCUGCAGCUCGUUCUGAGUUUGAGCUGAAGAGUGCUUUUUCCGACGCUGCCUACGGUGAUAUUCUCCGUCGUACCCGGAGUAUGAUGGACGCAUUCCACGCAAUGAAUCUGGAGUUGGUGAAGAGCUGGGAUGUUUCCGAGGGUGAGAUUUCUAUUCUUCGGUACACGGCGCAAGAGAGGAAGCAUCUGUCGUCUCGCAUCAGCCAUCUCUUGUCAGUAAUGGCCUCGUCUAUGAAACUCGAAUAUCCGCUCGUCGAUGUUCUCCCCAGCAUUGAGCAUGCACGAGACCGGCUGCUCGCCCGGAUCUUCCGAUAUCGCCAGGAUCAGGAAGUGUCGCGUGCCUCGACUGACGAGGACUAUGCGCUAAUUUAUGCCUACACCCGUCGCGCUCCUGCGAGCCCUUUUGCCCACACCAUGCAGAUUGACCCGGCGGCCCUGAGUCGGGCGGACGCUGCUGCGUCGACCGCGAUAGCUUCGUCCAAGGGGUCUGCUACCAACGCGCCCGCAACUCAGAAGUCGUCCAGCAAGGCCCUGAUCUCCGUUCCGCGACUGGAACUGGAACCUGCCUAUACGGAGUUGAAGGCCGCCAUCGGCGAUAACUGGUCUGAGUACAAGCAGUCCACGGCGCUUUUUCUUUUAGGGCAUCUUAACCAAAGCGAAUACUCGUCGCGUGUCGAUCAUAUAAUAUGCGCCGACCCGAAAACCGAACACCUUCACAAUAACUUCGUAUGCGCGAUUAUUGGAAACCUUACAAGAGACCUCCCCGACCAUGGCGUUGCGAGUUGGGUAUCGGCGAAUGACAAGCCGUCCGUGGUGUCGAAGCCGGCCUCCGGGGAUGCGGCUGAGCACAGGUUGAAGACGGAGGUGAUGCAGCUGCCUGCUCGAGACCGGCGGCGUCUCAAGGCAAUUCCAGAGCGUGACCCCAACGAGACGGUGCCCAAUGAGCUGGAAGAAUAUCAUUUGGCCAAGCAAAUCAAAUUACCAAGCCAGGUUCCUGCAAGUGCCGGUGGUUUGAAUAAGACCAACUGGGAACUAGAAAUUCGAAAACGCUACGCACAACCACUAGCUUCAGAAACCGGCGAGUUCCCCGACUCCGAGUCCAUAUACGCGCGCAUGAUCCCGAUAUGUUAUGAAGAAUCCAUUGUCAGUGGUGCGGGUCUCCCCUGUGCGGAUUUCAUGGCAAUUGCAACAGAGACAUUUGUGAAAGAGGUUCUGUCUGUUGUCUUCUCACGAACUAGAUCCAAUGGCCCGUCCGGUACCAUCAAUGGCAUGAUGAUGCGGAAGUAUCGACAACAGCUUGAACAAGAGGAACUGGCCUACACUCGCGGAGAGAUCGUCAAGGACGGCGCAAGUGGGUUACUUCCCGUGGAAGCGAAAGAAGCGGCCGUUAGGAAACCUCUCGGGGUCCGAGAUCUUCGAUUAGCCUUGGAACUCGGUGAGGGGGUACUCAGCCAUAUGCCUCUAAUUAUAGAUCAGGUCAUGGGCGGUUAUCUCGAGGAUGAGCUUGAGACGGAGAAGCAAGACCGCACAGUUGAUGGUGCCCCGCUUCUUACUGAUGACGAUACGAAAGCCGGUUUCACUGACGAGAUGGAUCUGGACGAAGCCGACUCGGGCUGGGAAGGAGCCGGCGCCACGGACCAGGACCAAUUGGGCUCGUUGCUGGACGAGUGUCUGUCCAUGGCUGCAUAG
Molecule: messenger RNA, 5934 nt
Organism: Aspergillus glaucus CBS 516.65
Lineage: Eukaryota; Fungi; Ascomycota; Eurotiomycetes; Eurotiales; Aspergillaceae
Exons: 9
Coding region: 1-5934 (1977 amino acids)
Cellular component (GO): SAGA-type complex
Molecular function (GO): protein binding
Source: RefSeq, a predicted model, not a curated record